This is a messenger RNA of Python bivittatus (Burmese python), 463 nucleotides long. The record is from RefSeq and is a predicted model, not a curated record. NCBI's taxonomy places the organism in Eukaryota, Metazoa, Chordata, Lepidosauria, Squamata, Pythonidae.
AUGGCAGCAAAACUUUGGGGUUUAUAUGGAAAACUAUGGCAUGGUUAUGAGGUCAUUGGUAUGGAGCAGCUCCCCGAAGGACCAGGGUUGAUUAUUUUUUACCAUGGAGCUGUUGUUAUAGAUUUUCCCCUCUUUGCAACUAAACUCUAUGCAACAACUGGGAGAACAGUUCAUACUGUCCUUCAUUGGAUCUUUUUUUCAGUACCAGGUUUAAAAACGUGUUUUGAUGUAUCAGGUUGCAUAGAAGGCAAGCAAGCAGAGUGCGUUGAGAUUCUGAAGAAAGGCGAGUUAGUAGCAAUAGCCCCUGGUGGAGUGAGAGAAAUGAAUUUUAGUGAUGAAAACUACAAUCUGGAGUGGGGUACCCGUACGGGAUUUGCUCAAGUGGCUUUAAAAAGCAAAGUGCCAAUCAUCCCUAUGUUUACACAAAAUAUCCGCGAAGCAUACAGGACAGUUGGAAAGACAC